AGAGAUCUCAAGCAGCUGGUGAAAAAAGACAAGAUGUUGGAAUUUGCCGAGUGUUUGGUAAGGACAGCCUGGAGAAGCCUCAACUUUGAGAAGCCCCCUGGCCCCAGUGCUCAGUGUGUGGGGCUGGCAGCUGUGGCCCCUGCCCGGUGCUGCACCCAGGGGCGCCAGCCUGCGCCCCACACGCUGCUCCCUUCCCUGGGCCCUACAGCUUCUUCUCCAGGCUCCUGUGGCCCCGAACUGGGUGCUGAUGGAGCCCCAGCCCUGCGGGGCUGCAGGCCGGGGCGGCACCGCGGCUCCCCGGGCAGCAGCCGGCCCUCUGCCCCCUCCAGAGCUCGGCGCCAGCGGCUGCUGGCCGGGCCUCAGGGCUGGGCGGGCACGGGAGGCCGGGGCUGGCCGCAGGCAGUGCCCGGCCGAGGGGCAGAGCCCGCACCAACCCUUCCCUCCUACCGCUCUCUCCAGCUGGCACAGGACGAGAGCCGAGCGGCCGAGCACCUGCGCCGGGCCCUGCCGUACCUGCAUAACCCACAGGAGCGCCUGCGAGCGCCGGCCAUCAGGUUCAUUGGGAUGGCCGGGCGGCUCCUGAGAGGGCAGCAGGAAGAGCUGCAGGUCCUCACUGAGGCACUUCAAGCCCUGAGGAGAGAUGGCAACCCUUCCCAUUCAAACACAGCACUUCAGGAGAUAUUCAGUGAAAGAGCUGCAGAACUACACUCAUCUGCUGGCUCAGAAUAACCAGUGUUCAUUUAAGACCUUCAGAUGCCUUGGAAGAUGAGACUACACUGAGACCAGAAGGGACCAGCUGGAGCUCCAGGCACUGCUGAUGACUGGCACAGCUGAGCCUUUGGGAAGCUCUUGUGGCUUCAGCCCUCUCCCUGCCUCUAGAUAGCUCCCUCCCUGCAGCCCUCAGACACUGCCCAUGCCUUCUUUUUCCCUCCACUCUCCCUCCCUUUUGACAGCUCCCUCCCUCCAGCCCUCAGACACUGCCCAUCCCCAUUUUUGCCUCUCAGCUCAUCCCUUUGCUUCGCUUUCCAUCAAUAAACAGUUUGACUUUUUCACUUAAA
This is a messenger RNA of Parus major (Great Tit), 1058 nucleotides long. RefSeq lists its product as uncharacterized. The transcript has 3 exons. The record is from RefSeq and is a predicted model, not a curated record. Bases 34 to 729 code for a protein of 231 amino acids. NCBI's taxonomy places the organism in Eukaryota, Metazoa, Chordata, Aves, Passeriformes, Paridae.